Molecule: messenger RNA, 1279 nt
Organism: Amorphotheca resinae ATCC 22711
Lineage: Eukaryota; Fungi; Ascomycota; Leotiomycetes; Helotiales; Amorphothecaceae
Exons: 2
Coding region: 467-1279 (270 amino acids)
Biological process (GO): protein phosphorylation
Molecular function (GO): protein kinase activity; ATP binding
Source: RefSeq, a predicted model, not a curated record
AAGAGGCUUUUGGGUCCCACAACAAUGUCUUUGUGGUUUGGGCCAGUUCCUCCUGUCCCAGCUUUCCACCCUUCAACCUCCGGCUCGAAGCGGACCCAGUCCUAACAUGUGUACGCAGUGGUGAAAUCCAUAGUUGCCAUAUGUAGUGUCACCAACCUACGUACAGCAUCGUUGCUGGGCCCCGCGUACGAUUCGAUUCUCGGCGAACGCAGGAUUUCCCUCCUUGCUUUUUCUUGCCGCGUCGUGGGACGGUUGGAUGGGCUGGAAGCGAGACAGCCUCGAUUCUUGUUUGCCCGUUGGGUGCUCGAAAGGUUCAUAAAAGCUCAUAUUUCCCCCUCAGAUAUUUUGCCCAUGCAAGAGAGUCCUCUGGGACAGAAAAGCAAUAUCAAGCUUCAAGCCCCAUCAUCAUACCGAGCGAUCUCCCGCACGUAUUAAUCCAUCCGUCCAUUCGUUUCCCCUUUGCAAAAUGGCAACCCUCCUGCCAUACCGCGGCGACACUUCCAUCUUCUAUCGACAAAAGCCGGGUCUCGGUAUCGUCCUUAAAUCGCCUAUGUAUGUCGGUGAGGAUGUCGCCAAUAGAACGGACUUGAUCCACGACAUUGCAGGCUGCUUCUGGGUGGAGCGGCGCAUAUAUGAAAGGCUGGGACAUCACCCCAGAAUCGUCAGAUAUAUCGGGUACCAAAGUAGGCCGGGCGACCCUGAAGGCUUAAUCCUCGCUGAAGCCAACCUCGGAAAUCUGCAGGCAUUCAUUGACCAAAGGAACGGAUCCAUCAAACUUUCUCUACGCCUGAAGUGGUGCCUCCAAACGGCUGAGGCCGUCACGUACAUUCAUGAGCGCGGCGUGAUACACUCAGAUCUACGCCUCGAAAACAUCCUCGUGCAUGCAAGCGCAACCGUAACCGGCGCAUCGCUUGAUCUCUUGCUCUGCGACUUUGGUGGCUCCACUUGUGAAGAGCUGAAUUUGGAUGGCGGGCGUCUCCCUGAAGAUCCCUUCUAUGACCCCAACAGACCACGUGUGUCUACGAUAGCCACAGAUAUCUUCAGUCUUGGAUCGAUUUUCUACACGAUUCUGACAGGGAGAUGGCCCCUUCAGCAGUCUGACUCGAUGUCGACGGCAGAAGAUAAGUUCAGUUAUCAGAGAAGAGUGAACUUCUGUUUUCGAAGGGGGCAGUUCCCAGACGUGUCUGGGAUGAUGCUUGGGGAGGUUGUCAUGGGCUGUUGGACACAUAAGUAUCUGACGGCGGGGGCUGUGCUGCGCGCUCUCUAUGCAGAACUAUGA